CUUCGUCAGAACCGCGGAAGAACGACGAUAAGUUAGUUUUAAUAGAAGGCGUGGCAGCAAUGGUACCGUAAGGAUUGCGUGUGCGUAAACUGUAAAGUAAUUAAUUCCCAUAAAUCUAGAAAUUAACUUGCACUGUGCAUAGCAGAACAGGCUAUUUCUACUGUGUCAUAUAUCUGCGAUGGGGCUCGGUUUUCCCUUGGCUGUUAGCGUAGCCUACCUAAAGGAUAAACUGUUGUAAACUAGUUUGGCUGCUUUGUCCAUCUUCUGUUGUACUAAGAUAAGGAAUGCCUACCGUUCCAAGCCCACAUCACAUAUCGGCCCCUCUGGUCACUUGGCUGCAUACAGGCGGAGGCUACAGCGCAACCUUUAGAGACCAGGACAACAGAGGGAGGCAGAGCGGCUACAGGGUUGUUUCGAGUCAGUGGACUGGGUCGUGUUCAAGGACUCCUGUGUGGAUCUGAAUGAAUACACCACGGUUGUAAUGGACUUGAAAACUAGUGUGUCCCCACAAAAUCAUUCAGAACCUUACCCAGUCAGAAGCCCUGGAUGAAUCAUGACAUCCGCAGUCUCCUGGGGGCUAGAUCUGAGGCAGUAAGGGAUGGAGACCAAGAAAGUCACAAGGAGUCCAGUUGCGAUGUCUGGAAAGGCACCUUACGGGCGAAGUGACGGCUCCGGACUAAACUUGAUUCUACAAAGGAUCUGUUAUAAAGUGAAACAAAGCAACAAUUGCGGCAACUGGGCUUCGCUCCAGAUGAGCUCAAUCCCUGCUGUACUCGCUUUGACUCAAAACAUGGAGCAACCAUCACGGACUCCCGCAGCCCCCGAUGAGACCAUCAUUUCCGCCUUUGAGGCCGCCGAUCCCAGGAAGAGCAUCCGGACCAGACCGGGUAUCUGGCCGAGUACGAAGGAUCAACUGGCUGGAAUGGUCAAUGAGAUCUUUAACCUCUCCCUUCGGCCGCCUGUCGUACCCACCUGAUUCAAGCGGACUUCACUUACACCAAUGCCCAAGUAGAGCAUGGUGACCUCCCUUGACUAUCAUCCAUUAGUAUUUACAUCCACAGUGAUGAACUGCUUUGAGAGGUUGGUGAUGAAACAUAUCGACUCCUGAGAAGGGACUUGGGUCCACUCCAGGUUACUUACUGGAGCCACGGGUCCUCAGCAGAUGACAUUUUAUUGGCUCUUCACUCAACCCUGGAACAUUUGGACAGCAAAGGUGCAGACAUCAGGAUGCUCUUUAUUAAGAGUACAGCUCUGCAUUCAAUUCCAUCAUCACCCCCUGAAAACGAAUCAACAAGCUUCAUAACCUUGGCCUCAUAUGUCCUUGUGCAAUUUAAUCCUCAAUUUUCUCACUUGCAGACCCCAGUCAGUUCAGAUUGGCAACAAAACAUUUUCCACAAUCUCUGUCAGCACAGGUGGACCACAAGGCUGUGUGCUUAGCCCCCGCUCUACUCGCUUCACACUUAUAACUGUAAGGCUAAGCACAGCUCCAAUGCCAUAGUUACAUUUACUAACCACACCUCUGUCAUUGGCCAAAUCAAAGAUGCUGACAAAUCAGCAUACUGGAGGGAGAUUGAAAAUCUGGCUGAGUGGUGCCACAACGACAACCUCUCACUCAAUGUCAGCAAGACCAAGGAGCUGAUUAUUGACAUCGGGAGGAGGAAAUCAGAGAUUCAUGAGCCAGUCCUCAUCGAGGGAUCAGAGUUGGAGAGGGUUCAGCAACAUUAAAUUCCUCAGUGUUACCAUUUUGCAGGACCUCGCCUGGACCCAGCAUGUAAGUGCAAUUACAAAGAAAGUACAAUAGUGCCUCUAACCUCCUUAGGAAUUGGUGAAGAUUUGUCAUGAGAUCCAAGACUUUGACAAAGUUCAAUAGAUAUGUGGUGAAGAAUAUAUUGACUGGCUGCAUCACAACGUGGUAUGGAAAUACCUAUGCCCUUGAACAGAAAAUCUGACAAGAAGUAGUUGCUAUGGCCCAGUCCAUCAUGGGUAAAGCCCUCCACGCCACUGAGCACUGCUGCAGGAAAGUAGCAUCCAUUAUCAGGAACACGCACCCCCCAGGUCAUGCUCUCUUUUCACUGAUGCCAUUGGGAAGAAGGUACAGGAGCCUCAGGACCCACACCACCAGACAUGAGAAACCAAAGCUACACGGCAGAGCAACCAGCAGUGAAAAGCCACAACUAUUUGACCUUGCUUCAAGACGAGCAGAUGGCUCUGCCCGAAACCUGCAUUCAAAAUGGAGAAGUAGCUUGUGAAACAGGUCUUGAUGAUAAUCACUCUGAACUUCAAAGGAUUUUGGAAGAUUUCUUUGAGAUGAACAUGAAUUGUGAGCAAUACGAGGGUGGAAUCGAUGGCAUUGUGAAGUAUUUACAGGAUCCACGGCCUUUGAACACUAUAGCACUGGAACAAUAUUUUGGCCACAGCUCAAGCUUAACAGACGAUGAGGAGACCUGCCCAAGUUCAGUAACACCAUCCUACAUAAAAGCAAAAAGCAGGAAGAGAGCUGAUGACGGUGAUGACAGAGGAAAUGAAAUUAUAUCUGGGGAUCAAGCUGGAACACCAAAGCGAUUCAGAAGAGAAGCCAAAACCAAAAAUAAUAGUUUAAAGAAGAAAUCCAAAUGUAGUUCUCCAUCAGCUCUCACCAAAAGACAAGCUACACAGACCAAACAAAGUGAAGAGGAUCUAGAUGCUUCUCCAGGACAUUGUUCAAAGACACUGGAUGCCCUUUCCCCUGUUACCUGCUCUUCAGGUAUUGACCAUCUGAAAGAACUCAAGAAUCAUGUCUCACACUUUGGAUCGAGCGCGCAUCUCAUUCCAGUGAACAAAGAUGACUCUGCCACUAAGGGAACAGUCGUUUCUCCUCCUGCAGGUUUUCAGCUUCUGUCGUCAAGCACGGUUCCACAGCACGUCAUCAACGUACCCAUUAAUGGAAUCAUCUGCUUUUUAGUUCUAAAUGAAAAUUCGCAAAAUCUUGAAAUAGCAACCCUGCUACAAACAACGCCUGACCAUUCCCAGCGUGGUUCCGUGAAUGUUUCAGUGAUACCAGGAAAUGCUUCGCCUGUUAUUUCCAACGCUGCCUCUCCUGCCAGUUCUGUCGGCAGCCCUACUACCCCAGGGGCCUGCAGUCCUCAAUCUGCCGACUAUCAUUGGUUGCAGGAGACCACGAUGAGCGCGCAACCUGUGGACGUUCCAAUGACCCCGCUCUCUGUAGGCAGUGUGGGACCAGAAGGUGUAGAAGACUGUGUAACAAUGGUGAAAGAAUAUCUGAAGGACAUGACCCAACACUCUUACAUUUGCCAUGAGCACGACGAGAUGCUUCUUGAAGAUAUUUACGUGGAUGUCUCAAUGGUGGAGGUUCAAGCUGAAACCAAGUCUGGAAGGAAUUCCACAAAGUGCUUGGACAAGGAGUGCAGGAUCUAUGACAUUGCAGAACGAGAAAGAAGAGCCGUGAACAUGGGCAAUCUCUUCCACAUCUCAGGGAAAAAGCAGAAAGAAACGAAAGUAAUUGCACUGUUGGGAAGAGCAGGGAUUGGCAAAAGCGUGAUUGUCCAAAGGAUCUGCCACAACUGGGUAAAUGGCAGCUUCCAGCAGUUCUCAUUUGUUUUCUGGUUUAAGUGCAGGACACUCAACUUCACAAAGCAGUACACGUUAAAGGAUUUACUCUUCCAGCCAUUCCUUCCUUCGCCGAAGAACAGGGAUGAAGUCUUUCAGUACCUGUGUCAAAACCCACACAAGGUUCUGCUUGUUUUUGAUGACUUUGAAGAUCUCCAGCAUCCCGACGGCCUACUGCAGCUCACAGCCUGCAGCUCAGCUGAGAAGCCAUGCAGUGUCAAGCAGCUGCUGGCAGGCAUUCUGCAGAAGAAGCUGCUCACGGGGAGCACGGUGCUCGUCACGGCGAGGCCCAAAGAGACCUUUAACCAAUACCUCGGCAAGGUGGACAAGAUUGUUGAAGUGCUGGGUUUCAGCCCGGCUCACGUGCAGGAGUUCCUGCACAAGUACUUCGAAGACCGUCUUGUAGUUGGAGAAGUGGUUUCGUGUCUUCAGCAGCAGCCGUACAUGCUCAGUUUAUGCCACAUUCCUUUAUUAUGCAGGUUUAUCUGUUUUGUUCUCAAGUGUCAGUACCGGCAUGGAGAGGCUCGCUUAGCACUGCCACCAACCCUCACGGACUUAUUCCUGAACAUUCUCCAGAUCCUCCUGUGCUCUGGAGCUCCUGCCUUUCCGCAGAACCAAUACGUAAUGGCCACACAGAAGCACAGCCUGCUGGAGGUAAGCAGGCGCGCCUUCGCGGGAGUGCAGCGCCACGAAUGUGUGUGCACGGAGUCGAGCAGGUCCACAGAAAUGUCAAACUUCGCUCUGAACCAUGGACUUCUGAGACCUUUCUUAAAGACUGGUGAAGUUAAAGAACAGGAGUGUGGGAAAACCUUUUCCCAUUCCUCCCUACAGAACUUCCUGGGAGCUCUGCACUUACUGUUUUCAGAAGAAAUCAGAUGUAAAGGCCUUACUAAGAUUAUUCUGCUACAGCAGAAGAGAAGGAAAUCUCAGGCAGACUGGUUGGACAUUGUCCGAAGGUUUCUGACUGGACUAGCGUACAGGGAAGGAAAUACCUUUCUGAACUGUCUCUCUGGUUGUUCAAAGGCAAACAUUAAGAGCAAAAAACAAAAGUGUUUGUGGAAAUACUUCUCUGAACUCGAGGUGAACUCACUCAGCGCCAGUAAGCUACUGGAGCUCUGUCACUGCGUUUAUGAAGCACAGAGUGUGGAACUCACCGCACAAGUGGCGGCUAAACUGAGUGAAACAUUGUCCUUCAGAGGUAUGCGACUGACCCCUUCUGACAUAUUGGUAUUGGUGUACGUCAUGCAGAGAGCUCCGAGUAACUUCGCCGUUGACUUAAGGGAUACGAGCAUCGACCUGCAAGGGAUCAAGCAGUUCAUCGAAUCGAAGAAUGUGACCUCCUUCAGGGUGUCGAUAUGCGACGCGGUAAAACUCUGGGAGCACUUGGAACAAAUGGAAUUACACGAGCUGCUGCACCUGUCCCUUGUCAAGUUCUCUGUCAAUCCUUUUGAAGUUAAGAGUUUGAAAGAUAUUGACGACCUUGAUUUACUGGUACGGAUUCACAAGGAAAGGAGAUUCCUGUCAAGUGCCCUGAGAACAUCCAGAGAUGAACUCCAAGGAUUACCUGCAGUGAGGAGCCUACAAGUGCUGGAAUUUGCCCUCGGCCCUGUAAAUGGACCUCAGGGAUUUCAGAAACUAACAAAGAUUCUACCGUCACUGGUAUUCCUGAAAUAUUUAGACCUUGAAGGGCCAAGUUUGCAGAAAGUUAAAAUGAGUGAAAAUAAAAUUGGAGACAAAGGAGCUGAGCGAUUGGCAGAGGUGCUGUCUCACUUAACGUGUCUGGAAAAAUUGAUAUUAUCACGCAACCAGAUCGCAGACCGAGGCGCACAGGAGUUGGCAAGAUCUCUUCCCAACCUAAAAUUCUUGAGGACUCUCAGUUUGUAUGACAACAUCAUUGGUGACGAAGGUGCAGAGAAGCUAGCAGAAAUACUCCCAGUAAUGAAAUCAUUGAAAGUUCUGGAUGUUAAAUUCAACAAAAUUACAGAUGUAGGAGCCCAGAGACUGACACAGAGCUUAAAGCAUUGCCCCCAUAUUGAGAAAAUAUGGAUAUGGAGUCCUACAAUUACACAUUGGAUGUCAGAACACAUUCAACAGAUUGAUGUCAGAAUUAAUUUACAGUAGGAAAACCUUUCUCAAAAUUUCAGAAGAAACACAGUUGAGAAUUGGGACUUUGCAGAGGAAAGCUCAACUCUUUGCACUGAAGCUUUGUAGAUUGCACUGUGGGACCAAAGCCUUAGUCUUUACUACCCCUUUGAUCACUUUCAUCACUUUGAAACAAUAAGACUCUCAAUGAAGGUUGCCCAUGUAUAAACUUCUUUGACCAGAGAUGGACUAGAAUAUAGAACUUAUUACUGCAUGGGGAUGAUCAAGAUCAUUAGCAUUAACGCAUUUGACAAGAUGCUGAGUGACUGUGUGAGGUUGAAAAGAAGGGAUGAUCAGACAGUUUAGGUUAGAUGGGCAAAGACUUGGAUGGAGCAUAACCAUCUGCAGAACCAGGUGGGUUAAAUGCUCUUUUACUAUAUUGUACAUUUUAUCUUAAUUAAUAUUCUUCUUAAUGUGGUAAUUGACUUUAUGUCAGGUUGAACUUUAUGGAGAAGGACACAGUUGGGAGUGAAGCAAUGCUUCAAGUAUCCUACUGCUCCCAUGAUCCUAAAAUUAGCAAGAAUAACACAAGGGAUUAUGUAGAGCAUAUUCUUUGCAGGCAGCUAAACCUGACGUAAGUGGAAGACCAAAUGAAUCAUUAAUUAAGCUUUGCACAACGUAAAGAAUUGCACUAGAUGACUUUAGUGAAAAUUGCAUGCUGCUGCUGAACUCUGUAUUGAAAGAACCAUGUUAAUAAAAAUUCUUACGCUAAAAUACAGAGUUGGCAACUGACUUGCUUAACCUCUUGUGGUGCAAUACUGCUGAUGGAGAGCAUUUCAGUCAAAAUCAAAAAUUAUCCUGGAGUGGUGAGGAGGUUCUCAGAUUAGCUGGUAUGUCAAUAUAAGACACAUUUUACUAUGAUAUUAUUUCCAGUUAUGUAACAAACUAUUUCUUAUGUUCUGGUUGUACCAAAUCGAAUAUCACAAAGUUAGCAACACUCUAACCCAAAAAAUACUUCAACUUUCAGCAGCACAUUUCUUGAAUCAUAAAUGUGACAUUUCUAUAAUGCACAAAAACAAUCUUUAUCAUUUAUUGGAGAGGGAUUUGUCUGAAUUGCCAAUUAGCCCCACAAACAUACGGAUUUGCAGAGAAGGACUGGGCUUCAGGGGAACUAGGUUAACCUGGGUUGAUUUAAGCCCUUCCUUAAAUUGUUGAACUGAGGGAACUAACCACUGUUAAAUGUCUAACUAUAAGGGAUAUUGGCAAAAUGAUAAUUCUCCAUAGAUAGGAUGGAGAAGAUGAUUACCCACCUUUAAUUCUGCAUCAUUAUAAUUGCAAUAAAAAGCAGUAACAUAAUUGAGACACUUCUUACUUAACUAAUCAAUAUUUCAAAAAUUUUAAGAGUUUAAAUAUUGCAAGUAUUCUCUCAUAAAACUGCUCCUGAAAAGUAUAAAAUCACAGAAUGUAUUUUAAUUCAUCAACUGUUGUACAGAAAUGAAUUGUUCUUUUUCAAUUUAUGAAAUGUUACCUAUCUGAAAAAUGUCACAAUGUGUUUGUACAAUGCAUCAGUGUAUAGCAGAAAUGUAAGGAUAUUUGUACAGAAUGAAUGCUGUCAGAAGAGUAUAAAAACAAAGUUGAUGUUCUUAAGUUUUAAUUUAAAAAAGAAAAGCUUGUUUUUGGUUUUGCUGUUAAAAACAAAUUGCACUAAACCAUCAUUUUAACUUUAGCUGCUGUUCCGAAUAAACUUAACAAAA
Hypanus sabinus (Atlantic stingray) is the source of this 7442-nucleotide messenger RNA. RefSeq names its product class II, major histocompatibility complex, transactivator (gene ciita). Lineage: Eukaryota; Metazoa; Chordata; Chondrichthyes; Myliobatiformes; Dasyatidae. The record is from RefSeq and is a predicted model, not a curated record. Gene Ontology annotation, molecular function: protein binding; ATP binding. Bases 2125 to 5727 code for a protein of 1200 amino acids. Gene Ontology annotation, biological process: positive regulation of MHC class II biosynthetic process; positive regulation of MHC class I biosynthetic process; positive regulation of transcription by RNA polymerase II. The transcript is spliced from 21 exons.